GUAUACCACUUCUAUUCUUAACAUGGCAGUAUUAUUCCCAUUAAUUCUAAAAAUUAAUAAAUUAAUUACCUACCUAUGUCUUAACCCACGUAAUACUAACAAAAAACGUUGACUGAUCUAUUAGAUAAAACAAUACAAAUAAAAUACUUUUAGGAACAAUAGCCUUAGUCCAAUGAACCAGUUGCUAACUUGCCUGAGAUAUUUUGCUAGCUCAGGUUUUCUGAUAACUGUUGUACAAUUUAUGCACAUUGAUGUAGCUACAGCCAGCAGAACGAUAGCAAGAGUAUCCAGGGAGUUAGCAACAUUGUAUCCAAGAUUUAUUAAAAUGCCUACAACUCAAAGAGAGAUCCUGACACACCAAGAAAAAUUUUAUUCGAUGUUUAGAUUUCCACGAAUUAUAGGGGCAGUUGAUGGAACGCAUAUAAGGAUACAAUCACCUGGUGGAAAUGAUGCUGAAGUGUUUAGAAACAGAAAAUCAUUUUUUUCUCUGAAUGUUCAAGUGGUCUGUGAUGCAGAUAUGAAAUUUGAAAAUGUUGUAGCAAGGUGGCCAGGAUCCACCCAUGAUGCUACUAUCUUUAACAACUCACGACUCAAAGCCAGCUUCAUUGCCAAUGAAUUUAGAAACUGCAUACUAAUUGGAGACAGUGGAUAUCCACUUCAAGAGUACUUUAUGACUCCAUUAAAUCAGCCAAAUACUAGAGCAGAAUCACUAUAUAAUGAAUCCUUAAUAAGAACAAGGAAUAUAAUAGAAAGGACUAUUGGUAUUUGGAAAAGAAGAUUCCCAAUAUUAGCUUAUGGCAUGAGAUUAAAAUUAGAAACAGAUGUGGCUAUUAUUAUUGCAACAGCUGUAUUGCAUAAUAUAGCCCGUUCAAUGAAUGAACCUGAACCAGCAGUUCCUGCCGAUUUAAACCUCCAGGAAAUAAAUUAUUUAAUACAAACACAGAGCAUAAAUAUGCCUCUAAACAAUGACCACAGACAUAAUAAUCGAAUUAAUAUUACCCAAAGAGAAAUUUUGCAUUAUUUCAGGAACCUACAAUAGAUUUAUUACCUAAAAUAGUUAUUUUUCAUGUAUUUUAUUUUUAAAAUAAAACUAUAUAUUUA
Messenger RNA from Diabrotica virgifera virgifera (western corn rootworm), 1101 nucleotides. RefSeq names its product putative nuclease HARBI1. NCBI's taxonomy places the organism in Eukaryota, Metazoa, Arthropoda, Insecta, Coleoptera, Chrysomelidae. Bases 173 to 1039 code for a protein of 288 amino acids. The record is from RefSeq and is a predicted model, not a curated record. The transcript is spliced from 3 exons.